This is a messenger RNA of Protopolystoma xenopodis, 459 nucleotides long. NCBI's taxonomy places the organism in Eukaryota, Metazoa, Platyhelminthes, Monogenea, Polystomatidea, Polystomatidae. The record is from the annotation of a GenBank genome assembly.
AUGUCGCCUCGAGUCGCUGUAGCAACAGUCACGAACUCUCCUGCAAUCCGUCUCCACUCAUCCACAGCCCCUAAGACGACCGCCGGUGGCGAUCUGCUCGCGGGAGGCUUCCCUGUUCCCCGAUCCUCCGGCCGAACCCCCACUGACGGCCGGCCUACACGACCGACUCCGAGUCUCGCACACGCGCAAACGCGUCGGCAGGCCCAAAUGCACCUGGAGACAUGCACCCCUCGGGUAGGCACAAUGCGCGACUGGCAUUACUGGCGCGUCUUCUUGGUGCAUCUUCAUUUAAACACGAACUUUGUCAAUGUGGCCUCUUCACCUCGGCCUUAUUCAGAGGAUACCACUUUCCAACAACAGUCUCCAACUCUUCGCUGGUUGCCCAUCUUGGCCGGCCAGUUUCUUUCCUUUCUCCCUCCUCCUCCCCUCUUUCCCUCGUCCGCAACGUUCCAUUCCUAG